ACUUCUUCCUCCUCCUCAACCUCGGCUUGCCUUCACCCAUCGCGCGCAAGCUCUAAGCCAGAUCUCACUCCCUCGCCGCCGCCGACGCGUGAAGAGGAGAGACGGAAAUGGCGUCCGAGGGCGUGCUACUCGGGAUGGGCAACCCCCUCCUCGACAUCUCCGCGGUCGUCGACGACGCCUUCCUCACCAAGUAUGACAUCAAGCUGAACAAUGCCAUUCUCGCCGAGGAAAAGCACUUCCCAAUGUAUGAUGAGUUGGCCAGCAAGGGCAAUGUUGAAUAUAUUGCUGGCGGAGCCACCCAGAACUCUAUCAGGGUUGCCCAAUGGAUGCUUCAAACUCCUGGUGCGACAAGUUACAUUGGUUGCAUUGGAAAGGAUAAGUUUGGUGAGGAGAUGAAGAAGAAUGCCCAAGCUGCUGGAGUUAAUGCUCAUUACUGUGAGGAUGAAGCUGCUCCCACAGGCACAUGUGCUGUCUGCGUUGUUGGUGGUGAAAGAUCACUGGUUGCAAACUUAUCAGCAGCGAACUGCUACAAAACUGAGCAUUUGAAGAGACCGGAGAACUUUGCACUAGUUGAGAAAGCAAAAUACAUAUACAUUGCUGGUUUUUUCCUUACGGUCUCUCCAGAGUCUAUUCAGCUUGUUGCUGAGCACGCUGCAGCUAACAAUAAGGUGUUCCUGAUGAACCUCUCUGCUCCCUUUAUCUGUGAGUUUUUCCAUGACGCACAGGAGAAGGUUCUUCCGUAUGUGGACUACAUCUUCGGUAAUGAGACAGAAGCAAGAAUCUUCGCUAAAGUCCGUGGAUGGGAGACUGAGAAUGUUGAGGAAAUCGCGUUGAAGAUUUCCCAACUCCCUUUGGCUUCAGGAAAACAAAAGAGGAUUGCUGUGAUUACUCAGGGUGCUGAUCCAGUAGUUGUUGCUGAGGACGGACAGGUGAAAACAUUCCCUGUGAUCCUACUGCCAAAGGAGAAGCUUGUUGACACCAAUGGUGCAGGCGAUGCCUUUGUUGGCGGCUUCCUCUCACAAUUGGUUCAGCAGAAGGGCAUUGAGGACUGCGUGAAGGCCGGUUGCUACGCCGCAAAUGUUAUCAUCCAGCGUUCUGGCUGCACUUACCCUGAGAAGCCUGACUUCAACUAGGACCAAUCCAGCCACAUAUUGAGGAACAGUUAUCGAACAUCUAACCGAUUAGUGGUUUGGUGCGUUCUACCUGUAUCAUCUCGAGCUUUUCCAUAUUCAUCCGGCCAAUAUUUUUUUGCCGUAGUAUUUGUUGCACUGCUACAAACCCCUACUUUAUUCUCGGUAUAAGGCACAACUGCCAAUUGGUGUGUUAAUUUUGUCAUGUGCU
Oryza brachyantha (malo sina) is the source of this 1341-nucleotide messenger RNA. Its product is annotated as adenosine kinase 2-like. The transcript is spliced from 13 exons. Bases 108 to 1133 code for a protein of 341 amino acids. Lineage: Eukaryota; Viridiplantae; Streptophyta; Magnoliopsida; Poales; Poaceae. The record is from RefSeq and is a predicted model, not a curated record. Gene Ontology annotation, biological process: purine ribonucleoside salvage. Gene Ontology annotation, cellular component: nucleus; cytosol. Gene Ontology annotation, molecular function: adenosine kinase activity.